Messenger RNA from Gekko japonicus, 336 nucleotides. Its product is annotated as C-C motif chemokine 4 homolog. The record is from RefSeq and is a predicted model, not a curated record. The transcript has 4 exons. Gene Ontology annotation, molecular function: chemokine activity; CCR chemokine receptor binding. Gene Ontology annotation, biological process: positive regulation of ERK1 and ERK2 cascade; inflammatory response; chemokine-mediated signaling pathway. Bases 1 to 336 code for a protein of 111 amino acids. Lineage: Eukaryota; Metazoa; Chordata; Lepidosauria; Squamata; Gekkonidae. Gene Ontology annotation, cellular component: extracellular region.
AUGAAAGUCUACGCAAGCAUCUGUGCCAUGGUGCUCCUGUUUCAUCUUGCUGUGUGCACCCAUAUUACUGGUCCAGAGAGCACUGACUCCCCAGCUCACUGCUGCUUCAGAUAUUCAUCAAAGCCAAUCCCACUCAGAUUACUGGCAGACUACUACAGAACCAGCGAAAGGUGUCCUUCCACAGCUAUUGUGUUUAUUACUAGGAGAGGCCGGGAGAUUUGUGCCAACCCCACAAAGAGAUGGGUCCAAGACCUCGUCAGUCGCUUGGAAAUAUAUUCUUUAGAAAACAUGGAAAAAUUGACCUGGGCAGGGGAGGGGGAGUCUUCCUUUGGGUAA